Molecule: messenger RNA, 1926 nt
Organism: Helianthus annuus (common sunflower)
Lineage: Eukaryota; Viridiplantae; Streptophyta; Magnoliopsida; Asterales; Asteraceae
Product: UDP-glycosyltransferase 76H1
Exons: 2
Coding region: 494-1855 (453 amino acids)
Molecular function (GO): UDP-glycosyltransferase activity
Source: RefSeq, a predicted model, not a curated record
AUAUUUUUAAAAAAUGGAACACAAUUAUACAAUAUUAAUAUUGUGGUGGAUAUGUUUACCAUGUACAUAUGUUUGAUGAAAUUAUUCCAUAUACAAUGUAUAUAAUGAAUCCCAUACUUUUUAUCUCGAGUUAACUCUCAUUUUCGUUUCUGUAGUUUGUUCAAUCAUGCCAGUUCAGAUCAAAUUUCAAAUUUUUAUUAUUUCCGUACUUGACAUUAUUGAAAAUGUCAAUUCCAUCCAAAAAGCUAAGGUUGAAUAGAAUAAUUGGACAAAUCACAGGGACAAAAAUGAUAAUUAACUCAUGUUUUUUUGGACGGAACUGAAAUGUUUUAAAAAUGUCAGAAGGAUACAAAUUUAAAAUUUGACCUGAACUAAACAAACUAGAUGGACGAAAAUGGCACUUAACUCUUUUUAUCUCCUUGGUUCUUUCGCUCUCUGUGUCUUUCCUCACUCCUCCACUUAGACGUUCGAAAGAGAAAACUCUAGAAAAGUAAUGCUCAAGAGAGAGAUGGAAGAACACGACGGCAGAAGACCGCAGCCGUUGGUGGUGCUAACAUCAUCCCCGUUUCACGGCCACAUGACACCCACUCUCCAGCUAGCCACAACCCUUCAUGCCAACGGCUUCCCUAUAGCCAUUGCUCACUCCAACUUAAACCCACCCAACCCUUCUAACCAUCCUUCCGACUUCACCUUCCUCCCACUUUCGGACAACUUAUCGGCCGUUGAAGGGACCGGUGGCUUCGCUAAGUUCAUAAACACGCUUAACAACAACUGUAAAGGGUCAUUUAAGGAACACUUGACUCGGUUGGUCAAUGAAGGAAAUAAAUCAAUCGUUGUUAUCUAUGAUAAUAUUAUGUAUUUUGCUGGAGUUGUUGCCGAUGAUUUGAAUCUCCCCCGCAUCAUGUUUCGUACUACCAGUGCAGCGUUCAUUCCAGCUUUGCUUCUCCGUCAACAGGUCCGUCAACAUGGCAGAUUUCUGGAAGAAGAUUUUGUGAUGCAGGAGGUUGUGCCAAAUCAGAAUCUCCUUAGGUACAAAGACCUUCCAUUUUCUAAAACGCCCAUUGAAGAUUGGAAACAAAAUGUUGCCAACUAUAGCCAACAAGCACACCCCUCCGCACUUAUCUGCAACACCAUUAAAUUUCUUGAACACGAAUCCUUAACUCAAGUCCACAACAUGUUACAGGUUCCCGUUUUUGCGGUCGGGCCAUUACACAAACUUGCACCAAACCUGUCUAGCGGUUCUUGCCAGGAAGACACCAGUUGCAUCACCUGGCUCGAUAAACAACCUCCCAAAUCGGUGGUCUACAUAAGCUUUGGAAGCUUAGCCACAAUGGAGACGAAAAUGCUGAUCGAGAUGGCAUGGGGUCUAGCUAAAAGUAACCAACGGUUCCUAUGGGUGGUUAGACCCGGUUCAGUUAGUGGAUCAGAGUGGCUCGAGUUAUUGCCUGAGGGGUUCAUAGAGGAAACGAGAGAACGAGGCUUUAUCGUGAAAUGGGCUCCCCAGAAGGAGGUGUUAGCCCAUUUUGCGGUGGGUGGAUUUUGGAGUCAUUGUGGAUGGAACUCAUGUUUGGAGAGUAUUUCAUCGGGUGUUGUGAUGAUAUGUCAACCGUUUAUUGUCGACCAAAUGGUUAAUGCGCGAUAUGUGAGUUACGUGUGGAAGAUCGGGCUCGAGUUAGAGUGGGUGGAGAGAGGGGAGGUUGAAAGGAUGAUUAGAAGAGUUAUGGUGGAUGAGGAAGGAGUGGAAAUGAGAGUUAGAGUAAAUGAUAUGAAGGAAAUGGUUAAAGAAGCAGUUGGAGAUGAUGGUUCUUCACAAAAAUCAUUGGAGGAUUUGGUAGAUUUCAUUUUGUCAUGUUGAUAUUUUUUUCAAGAAAAAUGAUAGAAUCAAGACGUUUGUAAACUUACAAUAAGUUCUUUUUUUUUUUUUUU